This is a messenger RNA of Ixodes scapularis (black-legged tick), 2379 nucleotides long. RefSeq lists its product as uncharacterized. The record is from RefSeq and is a predicted model, not a curated record. The transcript has 6 exons. NCBI's taxonomy places the organism in Eukaryota, Metazoa, Arthropoda, Arachnida, Ixodida, Ixodidae. The coding region runs from base 1 to 2379 and encodes 792 amino acids.
AUGGCAGUAUCUACCUAUGAAGACGUCAUCCGGGUCCUGGAUGUUCACACCACACGAUCCAAUACGAAAGUGGCGACACAAUGUGGCAGGAGGACCCGCAGCUUCGCCCAGCUGGAUCGGCUGUCGGGACAUCUGGCGAACCAUCUCUUGAACGCGGACACCAAGGCACCUACCGACGUCGUCGUCUGCGUGUCGUGCCCGGAUGACGCCAUCGUAGCAGCCCUAGCCACUCUCCGACUCUCAGCGUGCUGCAUACCCGUGUCCCCAACCUGUUCUGUCCUGGGCGCGGUCAUGGACGAGGUGCCACCGUCUUGCGUAGUCGUGGACAGCAAGACGGAGAGUCGCUUCUCGGGCUUCGAGCCGGCUAGAACCAUCGACAUCGGCAGUCUACUAGCGUCUCUUUCAGCGUCCGAGUCCGAAGACGACAUCUGCGUCAUGACACCUGCACCUCCUCAAAGCUACAGUCUGCCGGGACCGCUAUUUCAGAUCCUCAGCGAAGAAGGAGAGCGAUGUUUGCUCAUGGCCGACCAGUGCCUCAGUCGAUACAGAUGGGAGUGGAAGGCCCACCCCGCUGCAAAAAACGACGUGGUGGCCGUAGUCAAUGACGUGGACUCUGCGCGCUUCUGGGAGGACGUCGUCGGGGUCUUGGCUGCGGGAGCUACCCUGGUCAUCCCCACGACUGCCCAGAAGCGGUCUCCCACGGCGCUGCUCAAGUUCUUGUCGCGUGAAGCCGUGACUAGGCUCGAACUCAGCCCACACUGCUUGUUGUCCCUGUUGAGGCGCGCCUGGCUCGAGCACCGACAUGCUCCGUUGUCCCAGCUGACCCUGGUAAAGUGUUCGCAAGGUCUGUUGACGUCGCCCCUGGUGCGCCUAUUCCGGAUCGUCCUUCCUCACGCUCGGCUCGUCUACGUGUACGAGCACGCGGGGUUGUGCUGCGCGUACCAAUGUCCCCCCAGUGACUGCGAACCCCAAUGCCACACGAUACUCGAGGGUGACCUGGUGGUGCUCGGAAAGCCCGUGGGUCUGUGCAAUGUCGUUGUUAGGGAUGAAUUUCUCCGGGACUGCGCGCAAGGAGAAACUGGGUCCAUCAACCUUUGCGGAAAGGCGGACCAUGUGCUCGUCAGUACGGGGGACUCGGGUUUCGUCAACGCGGAGGGAAACCUCGUGCUCACCGCCAUGACGACGCCGAGACUCGGUGGACGCAAGGUGGACUUGUCCGUACUCUCCAAGUGCAUCUCCGCCAUUCCUGGUGUGGACGGGACAGUGGUAUGCUGGGAGUGCCUUAGCCAGCCAAUAACGUCACUCAUUGCCUUCUACUGGAGUUCGACUACGGGGGACACAUCGGGAGACCUCCUGAGGCCCUUGACGGCAAAGCUUCCGCGGCGCUGGAUCCCGCGAAUCUUUCCGCUGGGGCCGCUUCCGGCCAAGCAACCAGAGCCGAGCGUCCUGCUGCGCGACUACGGCGAUGCCCUGAUGAAGCUGGAAGCCUGCGGAGAGCUGAACAAGCACCGGGCCGCCCACGUGUUUGUGGCCCUCGCCAGGAUGCUGCGGAAGCGAGUCUCUGAGCUGGUCCUGUCUCAAAGCUACGCGAACCAAGGCGCCAGCUCAGUCACGUGCCAUAGCGCGGCCUCGCUGAUUGGCCGCAUCGGCUACCAGGUGUCCGCGGACGACCUGCUGUCCAAGCCGCUGUCCCAAGUCGUCGAGCGUGCAGCUUGCAGCCUGGUCUUGCAAGGACCGCGUCAGAUGCGCUGCCCCCUCGUGGACGCGACCACGUCGUUUGAGAGCGUGGCCUCGGUUCUCGCCAAGUGCUUCGUGGCCAAGAACCGACUGGACCUAGCCGUCGGCAACACAGAGGACCAGCACAUGCGCGCCCUCAAGCACAUCUGGCCUCUAAUAGUUGAACAGGGAACAUCCAGAGUCAUUCUCGACGAGAGUGGUCACGUGGCAGCGGUGGCACUCGGCUUGGACCUCUGCUCUGAAAUGACGGCGUCGGAUGACUUGGCAGAAGGCUACAGGGCCAUCAUGGAGAUGCACCAGCAGCUCGAGGGCACCCUGCGGGAGGCCAUGCGAACGGGGGGCCACAGGAUGCUGCUCUGCUUCAUGGUGGGAACGUCCAUGGAGACGAGUCCCGCCGACAACGCGGCCCUUGUGCAGGUGCUCGUGGCCAACAUGCUGCACGAUGCGAGGGACCGAGGCUUCGCCGGAAUCUGCAGUCUUAACUCGCACGUAGUCACCGAUGUGAUUACUCAGCGGUGGCUCGACUUCCACGUCUUCGACGUAACCAGUCCCGCCGAGUUCGAGUACCGCGGACGACGACCGUUCGCCAACAUCGUCGAAGGCACAACCAUCAGCGUCGUCUACCGUUUCCUCCGUGCCUGA